Molecule: messenger RNA, 456 nt
Organism: Hymenoscyphus albidus
Lineage: Eukaryota; Fungi; Ascomycota; Leotiomycetes; Helotiales; Helotiaceae
Source: the annotation of a GenBank genome assembly
AUGCCAUUUCAAAGGCCAGAAUUUAAAUAUCCACUUGGACCCAGUCAGCCUACUGUAAUUUUGAAAACAAUAUAAAUUAAUCUCUCAAGGUGUUUCAUUUCUAGCUUAAUACAAAAGUUAGACGAACACGGAGACCGACACAGAAUACGCUCAAAAACUGAAGUAUACAAAAGGACAAGCUAUGAGCCACGAUGGAAGACAAACAUACAAUUUCUCACGACCAUUUCGUGGUCAAAAACAAAGUCCAGCUACAACAGAGUCAUCGAGUUCAUCAACUUCUGGCUCAUCUUACCAUGCUGACCUCUUAGCUAGACCAGGAGCUUCAUUAGGCACAGGAUCAACUUCGCCGGCCACCGGAGAUGUUCAAAGUCUAUGGAAAUGCGUAAAACCAUCUUGUAGAUGGCAUGGCCCACGUCUCCCUUUUACCAAAUCACCCCGUUGCCCACGAUGCGGUGA